Cokeromyces recurvatus is the source of this 710-nucleotide messenger RNA. RefSeq lists its product as uncharacterized. The transcript is spliced from 5 exons. Lineage: Eukaryota; Fungi; Mucoromycota; Mucoromycetes; Mucorales; Mucoraceae. The coding region runs from base 43 to 459 and encodes 138 amino acids. The record is from RefSeq and is a predicted model, not a curated record.
UUUUUUUUCUUUUUUAUUAAUUUUUUUAAUCUAUUUACAAUAAUGUCUUCAAUUGAUCGAACAGUUUAUUCACCUGGUCAUGAAGGACGAAUUUAUGAAUCAACUGCUAAUGCUUCUCGAUGGACUAUUGAUACCUUAGAAAAUCGUUACACUCGUAUAAGUGUAAUAAAAAGCUUUACAUCUAGAAGAAGUAUUUUAAAAGGUUCGCAAACACCUCUAAGAUAUAAUUCACCAUUAUUUCAAUAUGAAAGAGAAAAAAAACGUGCACGUUUAGUUCAAAGAAGAGUUAGUUUUGCUCCAGAUGCUCAAAUAAGAAUGUUUAUGGAAGGGGAUUCGCCUGACCUUAGUAACAGAAGCGUCCCUAAUCUUAUUGAAGAAACAGAACCAACUAUAAUGAUGAAUAAUGCUUUUGGAUCACCUUUCUUUGAACAUCAACAAAGGUUAGACUAUAAAAUUUGACAACAACAAAAAAAUUGCAAGCAUUAAAAAUUGUUCUUUAUAAAUAUUUAUAUAAAUAUAUGUAUAGCCCUUUAUUGAAUGAAUUAUUUGAGUCUCCUUCAGAACGUAGAAAAAGAAGACCUGAUUUAUUUGGAAGUCCAACACCUAGAAGUUCAUUCAUCAAAAGCUCAGCUACCAGAAAUCUAACUAUGAGUAGUCAAAGAAGAAUUGACGAACAACGUUCGAAUUCACUUGAUGAAACGUCGGAUGAA